Messenger RNA from Recurvomyces mirabilis, 387 nucleotides. RefSeq lists its product as uncharacterized. NCBI's taxonomy places the organism in Eukaryota, Fungi, Ascomycota, Dothideomycetes, Mycosphaerellales, Teratosphaeriaceae. Gene Ontology annotation, molecular function: carbon-sulfur lyase activity. The transcript has a single exon. The record is from RefSeq and is a predicted model, not a curated record. The coding region runs from base 1 to 387 and encodes 128 amino acids.
AUGGCGACCGACACCCCAAUGACAGCGACUUGCCACUGCAAAACCGUCGCUGUCACCGUCCCUAAGAAGCCCGAGCUGAUCAACGAAUGCCAAUGCACUGUCUGCCGCUCCUACCGCGCAGGAUGGGCCUACUACACUGUUGAAGGCGUCUCGAUUCCCAAACUCAAGGACCUCAAGAAGUAUUCGAGGAAGGAUGUGGGGAAGCCUAACAACGUCUUCUGUUUCUGUCCGGAGUGUUACUGUCUGGUAUGCUGGUGGCCGGCUGAUGCGUCAGAUCCAAAGGGCGAGGUGGGCAUCAAUACGACGUUCUGGGACCCUAAGGACUUGGAGUAUGUGGAGAGGAGGAUUAGUUGGGAGGAUCUGCAGGAUACUAGUAGGACUGGGUAG